This is a messenger RNA of Camelus dromedarius (Arabian camel), 2106 nucleotides long. RefSeq names its product NSL1 component of MIS12 kinetochore complex (gene NSL1). Bases 1 to 846 code for a protein of 281 amino acids. Gene Ontology annotation, cellular component: kinetochore; MIS12/MIND type complex. The record is from RefSeq and is a predicted model, not a curated record. The transcript has 6 exons. Lineage: Eukaryota; Metazoa; Chordata; Mammalia; Artiodactyla; Camelidae. Gene Ontology annotation, biological process: mitotic sister chromatid segregation.
AUGGAGAGGGCUCUUGAGUUGGUGGAUCUUUCCCCUCCGCGGGACGUGGGACGAGUGGCCGGGAUAGACGACAGGGUCUCGGUCCCUGCCACCUCCCGAAAAGACUUCCGGGUGCGCUGCACCUCGAAGCGGGCCGUGACGGAAAUGCUAGAGCUGUGCGGCCGCUUCGUGCAAAAGCUCGGGGACGCGCUGCCAGAGGAGAUUCGGGAGCCCGUGCUGCGAGAUGCGCAGUGGACUUUUGAAUCAGCUGUGCAAGAGAAUGUCAGCAUUAAUGGGCAAGCAUGGCAGGAAGCUUCAGACAGUUGCUUUAUGGAUUCUGAUAUCAAAGUACUUGAAGACCAGUUUGAUGAAAUCAUAGUAGACAUAGCCACAAAACGUAAGCAAUAUCCCAGAAAGAUCCUUGAAAGUGUCAUCAAAACCAUAAAAGCAAAGCAAGAAAUUCUGAAGCAGUACCACCCUGUUGUACAUCCAUUGGACCUAAAAUAUGACCCUGAUCCAGCCGCUCGUAUAGAAAACCUGAUAUACAGAGGAGAAACAAUAGCUAAGGAGAUGAGUGAAACCAUGAAGUCCUUGCCUGCAUUAAUUGAACAAGGAGAUGGGUUUUCCCAAGUUUUAAAGAUGCAGCCUAUUAUUCAGCUUCAGAGAGUCCAUCAAGAAGUCUUUUCCGGUUGUUGCAUGAAACCAGAUGUUAAACCUGAGAGCUUUAUAACACAAAUUGAAACCACACCAGCAGAGACUUCUACUGGGAAAACCACUGACUUGGUGCUGAGGAGAAAGCGAACUAAAGACUGCCCGCAGAGAGAAUGGUAUCCAUUGAGGCCAAAGAGAAUUAAUCUUGAUACAUAAACUCUUUUUGUUUAUCUUGGGAGUUAAAAUUAGGCACUAUUGACAUUUAGAUUAUAGCCUAAUACCUAGAUGGGACUCCAUUUAAAACACAAAUAAUUAGUGAUUCCUUUAUACAAAUAUUGUAGCUCUGUGCUUGGGUAUGAUGGAAUAUUAUAUUUCUUUCCUCACCUUUUCAUCAUCUAUAGCCAAUGAAAAGCAUAUUUUUUGCAUAUUGGCACAGAGCCCGUCAAAGGGCAUUAAGAAUGGAAACUUUUAUUGUCUUUAAAUACCAUCAGCACUUGGCUGCCUAAUAGCCUUUAUGGUGUUUCAUAAGUAACACGUUCUAGUGGGUUUCCUGGAUAUACAUCUUUCUUUAAAAAAAAAAAAAAGCUCUGUAACAUUUGUCUUUAUUUAAGGGCUGGAAGUUGUCAUCAGUUCUGCAUAGGAGCAAAUGAAGUUGAUUUUUGUUUGGGGGGGUUUUUUUGGAUGCAGUUUGAUUUAUCAAAUUAAUGUGCGGAUGGCAAGAAUGGCUUUGACUUGUUAUGCUAAGUUCUGCUAAUUUGGAUUUGUGGGAUUGAUUUUAGGAUAUUUUGGUUUUGUUUUGUAAGAUAAAGAAGAUUAUUAUUUGUGUAAGAAUUUCUCUUAGAAAUAAAAAUUGGCACGUAGCCAAUGUUUUUUUAGCCACACUUUUGUUUUCAAUAGACCUUUCAACUUUUAAACAUAAUUUGACUUGGAACUAAUAGUUUCUUUUCAGGAUUUCUCAUUUUUUUGGUAGAUGAUUCCGGUUCAAAAAUAUAUAUCAGAUUAAUACAUUAAACAAAUUGUCAUUCUGGAACAAAUACAGAUGCAAUCAUACUAAAGUAUUUUACAUUUAAGGAUGUUUAUAUAUCAAGUAUAGAAUCAUUGGUAGAAGUCCGAGAAAGCUAUGUUGCCUAUACUUCUGACAUUUAACUACAGUUUCUUAUAGCUCUUAUUGUGUCUCUUAGUUACAUUAAUACAACAUAGGCAGGGCCAUCUAAUUUGCUAGCUGUUUCCCUUUUAAUAACUGUAUACUUUCAUUCCUUUGCAGAAAAUUUAAUAAUCAUGAGGUUGGAAAAUCUGUACUUCUUUUAUUCACUAUGUCUUAGUAAUCAUAAAAGUCUAAAUGUGACAGAAAGUCUUUCAGUGAAGAAAACUUACAAAACUACUUUAUGGCACUCUGUAUUUUAAUGUUACAACUUGGGAUCUGUAUAUUUGUACACAGCAGUGUGUUUUUUAUUAAAAUAAUAUAAAAGACUGAAA